UUGCCGGCAGAUAUUUAGGCACGAUCGGUGCUCACUUAUAAUCAGUGAUCAGAUCAGAUUGCUGCCCACAGUAUGGCGGUAAGUAUAAUUCAUUGGAAACGUCUAUGCCCGUGAUUUUUUUUAUUAUUAUUUUAUUUUUAUUUCAGUUUUUUAAACUAAGGUUUCCACGAGGCCUUACGCCAAGUCGAUGGCGGUCGAGAGAUACGAUAAUUGAAUUGCCCCGUGAGGUAGAUCAGGAGAAGACCGCUAUCGAAACGAGACAAAUAUGACACCCCUGGGCAUUCAUUUUACAAUUAUUGACUGUUUUUUAUGGUUUAAUCUUUUUCUCUAUUAUACAUUUGGAGUUGAAAAGACAGAAAUGUUCUUAUGCUCUUCUUUUACACUCAAAAGCAUGAUGCUCGAAUUUGCGAGCAUAAGUUAUCUGACGCUACUUAUGACGUUUUGACACGCUUAAUGGUCAUUAAUAAGUGAGCGGAAGUUAAAGGUGUCAUAAUACGCAGCUUAGCAGCAUUUGCGUGUAUACAACUUGGGUUACCUUUGCUUCCAGGUUAUCCUUUUUGCCGGCAGAGAUUUAGGCACGAUCGGUGCUCACUUAUAGUCAGUGAUCAGAUCAGAUUGCUGCCCACAGUAUGGCGGUAAGUAUAAUUCAAUGGAAACAUUUAUGCCCGUGAUUUUUUUUAUUAUUUUAUUUUAAUAUCAGUUUUUUUAAUUAAGGUUUGUUCGACGCCUUACGCCAAGCCGAUGGCUAUCGAGAGAUACGAUAAUUGAAUUGCCCCGUGAGGUAGAUCAGGAGAGACCACUAUCGAACGAGACAAAUAUGACACCCCUGGGCAUUCAUUUUAUUAUUAUUGACUGUUUUGUAUAUUAUUUUUGGUCGUUUCGGUCGUUUUGUUUGGUCGGCAGGUUUGUUUCGUUUCGAUCGUUUCGUUCUGGUCGUUUCGUUGGUUUCUCUUGUUUUCUUUCGUUUUGCUCACGAUUUCAUUUAAUGUUUCUAAAUUUGGUUAUUGCACGGGGCAGUUACCGAAAUCAAUGAAAAAUGCCCUAUAUCUCAGUCAAUCGACAUAUAAGUAAUUGUCCCCUCUAUACAGUAAAUACGCCAUUUUCAAAUAAUUGCUUAUUUUGCACUGUUAAAAAAAAAAAGUUUGUUUAACCAGUAGGGUGCGCCUGCUACGCCUCUUUAUCUGGUUCGCUUUAUCUGCUCUUCUUUUUCUCUCGAAAAUCAUAUUUGUAGAUACUGCACUCCGUUAGGCGUCACAUGCCUAUACAGUUGUUAUAGAGAAGUAUUUCAAGGGUUUUACAUUGAUUUGAACCAUAUGGAAGCGAGUUAAUCCGAUUAUUUUGGACCAGGGAAAUUUUGUAUUAGUUCCUUUCGCCGUUGGGAACAUAUCCUGCAAGGAAUUUUUUUCAUCGUUUAAAGUACUGUGAUAUCAUGUCAAAGACUUGGAUAAUUGCGCAACAUUUCCACGAUCGACUAGUUCCUUUCAGACCAACAUAAUUUUGGGCAUGAUGCGCCGAUCAUUUCGAAGCUUCAAUUCCCCCCCUCCCCCCUUACUGGUAACCCACAGGUAUUUGAUCGUCGUCCAUGCCUGGGGGGGAGGAGGGAUUUAGAUCUUGCCUACCUGGGAUGGAGAAUUUGGACCAUAGGUGUCAAAUCUUUCCAGCGGAAUACAAGACAAGCGUUAUAUCUUUUUAACAUGGGGGUGUUUAAAGGUAAACAAUUCACUUUCACAAGCGAAUGACUGCGAUAAAGGGAAAAGGUCAGCAAGGCUUUGUCAAUGUGUAGAAAGUCACGGCCACCAGAUUUUCGUUUUAUGAAAAAUCUGAGCGGUGCAUCUAAAUACAAUUUUUAACCUGAUGGGGGGUAGGGUCAGGAAUUUGGACAAGCCAAUCUUCAAAAGUUCAAAUACCCAGGGGUUGAACAGGGGGGGAUGUUGAAACUUCGAAUGCUACAGUCAGAGCAUCGAACGUAAUGCUGACAUAAUGAUUAACUUCCUAGAAUUUCCCUCGAUGUUGCCGUCUAACAAGAGAUAAAUUCUGUAGCCUGAUUAAUGUCAAGAGUGACCUUGUUUUUCUCGCUUGUUCUUUAAUAAAUAUUUCCAGUUACUGUUAGAAAGUUUUACCUGAUAGUAGUAGGAAUAGGGGGGUGUAGUUUGAGGCAUCUUAACGGCUAUUUUCAUGAAUAAUUGAUUUAAGCAUUACGAAAAAUUUUGAGCAUAAUUUUCGGCAUAAUGUCAUGGUUCAAGGGGCGACACUCAAAAGCAUGAUGCUCGAAUUUUCGAGCAUAAGUUAUCUGACGCUACUUAUGACGUUUUGACGCGCUUGAAGGUCAGUAAUAAGUGAGCGGAAGUAAGAGGUGUCAUAUUGCGCAAUUUAGCAUUUGCAUAUCUACAACUUGGGUUACCUGUGCUUCUUGGUUGUCCUUUUUACUGGAAGGGAUUUAGGCACGAUCGGUGCUCACUUACAUUCAGUGAUCAGAUCAGAUUGCUGCCCACAGCAUGGCGGUAAGUGCCUUCAGUUUGAUUAUUCCGGUGGAGCAGUCUUUGUUUCAGUUGUGUGGUUAGAUCAAUAAACUUUGUCACGUUUAUUUGUCACUAGCUGUGGACACUAUUCAAAGACAAAGCAUGCUCGAGUUUAUGCAAAUAAGCGAUAAGGCUUGUUGGUAUCAGCUGUUUCUUGCAGAGAUAACACGACAAUGACGGUUUGUUUUUAUAGCGUUAUUUAAUUGGGUAAUCUUAACGAAAGAUUUAUGUCAAUCGCUACUGAUGUCAUUUCCUAGCCAAAGUCAAAAAUGGUCGUUAGAAGUGACUGUUCUGGGUCGAAGGAGCUGGAACAAAUUGUGGAAAAUAGAGUCUAAGUAGAUCGCGAAUAUCGUUACCAAUUUGAUCAGUUACAGGCGCGAACAUUUUGGACAAGAUUAUUUUGAAGCUUAUUUGUACAAAACAAAAUAAAGAUGUAAUCUCCGUACCAUGAAAUACUAUGUAAGAAGUGAGUUAGUGGCACAAUCAGUCUUGGUGAAUAUGGAGAUUGACUCCUUAGGCAUGCGACAGAAAGCUAUUUUUGGCAUCUUUCCACAAUUAUGUAAAUGAUAGCUAUUGUAGUCUGACAAUAUCGAAACCACACUGUUCAGUGUCCAAGUACUGUAGAAGUGAUUUUGAAAUGUUCACUCUGUGUCAUGAGCAUAUGCAGGGUUGAGUAAAUUCGCUCGACACGAAUGAAAAAGCAUAAUAUUUCGAAUACAAACAAACAUAAAUAAUUAGGUUCGAAAUUGCGAGAUUUCAUCAAUCAAAUGGGUGGUGUACGAGUGAAUUGGACAACUUGGAAAGUGCAUGAAAAGUAAUUUUCUUGUGACUCGGACUGAGAUUUGAAGGUUUCGUGGUUCUGGCUUACUGUUGAGAACCUCGAUUCGUCUACGAUAGAAAGCUGACUGUGAACUUCAAAUCAGUUUUUGACUGUACAAAGGAGCAGAGUUCAUUUGAUAUGAGGAAGAACCGCAGACCUACCAGUUUUUUGGAUUGGACAUGUUUUCCGAUAUUCAAAGAUAACUUUUGUCAAGUCUCCUGUGUCGCAAGAGAGAACGCGAAAUAUUCAAUAACUAAUUAACCAAAUUUAAGUUGUUGAUCGGUGAAAAAAUUUACCACAUACAUAGUGAUAUAAUGAUAUUGACAAUGAAAAUUACAAUAACAGUGACCAUAAAAACAGCAGAGGCAGUAACAGUGACAAUGACAGUGACAUUUACAGUGACAGUAACAGGGAGAAUGAUGAAUGAAGACAAGGAGAGGGAUGAUCACAAUUACAAUGAUUACUUUAAGACAGAGAAACAACAGAGAGAAGCUGAGAGCACAUACCAAAAAAACAUGUAUGUUGACUUAAAAUUAUUGAUGAACAAUCCUUAUAAACAAACUUCAAGUAGAAGAGAAGUACAAUGCAUAUGAUGAAAACAUAAGUUUAAUUCAUUACUUCAAGGUAUGGCAUAUCAAAGUUGUACUUACCAUUUCUUAAAGAUAUUUUUCACUCUUCAGUCUGGUCCAUUUUGAUUCACUAAAUACAUCAAAUCUCACAAGAAAAAACAUGAGAUAAAAUUAUGUGAAACUUACCCAAAUUUGUGAUGACAUAAAUGACAAAGGUAAUCAGGAUAACAAUAACAGAGACUGAAAGUGACGGUGACAAUGAAAGUGACAAAGACAGCAAUAGUGACACUCACAGGGACAAUAAGAGAGACCAUGACACCGACAGUGACUAAAACAGAGGCAAUGACAUUGACAGUGACAGAUACACUGACAGUGACAGACACAAUGAUACUGACAGUGACAGACACAAUGACACUGACAAUGACAGACGCAAUGACACUGACAGUGACAGACACAAUGACAGUGACAGACACAAUGACAGUGACAGACACAAUGACACUGACAGUGACUACAACAGAGACAGUGUUACUGACAGUGACUACACAGAAACAGCAAAACCAACAUUUUAAUGAUAAUGAUAAUGAAAGUAUCAGUGACCUGUUAGUGACAAGGAUAAUGUCAUUAGCAAUGACAGUAACAAUGUUAAUGAUUAAUAUUACCCAUGGUAUCCACAUUGGUGAGGUGGUUUUCAGAAGCAAUCUCCCUUAUCAACUUUCUUUUCUUGCCAUCAGAAAAUUAUUUAACUGUUAUGCAUCCCCUUUGGAGAAUUUGGAGCUGUUCAUACCUCUUCCCUUUUUUGCAUGCUCAGAGAACUUUGUUUGGUAAAUGAAUUUGGAAUGGGAAAUUCAGCUGAUUGUGUAAUCAAAUAUGAAAUCUUGCCCCAAGAAAUAUCCUCAUUUAUCUGUAAGAAGUAAAUUAAAAUUCCAAAAAAUGAAAGUAUUUAAAGGAGUGAUGUGUUUGUUGUGGCUUUUCUAGAUAAUUCAUAUAUGUACUCAAUUGUACUCAAAGAUGAAAUUUACAUAAACAGCAAAUUGGAACAAUUUUUUGGAAUGCCUGAACUCAUAGAAAGAUUACAUCAAAUAUACAUCAAAAGCAUGAAAAUUACCAAAAAUUUUAAAAUUCAAAUUUGUGUAAGUUCCUUCAAGAGUCACAGUGUUAUUUCCACCAUUUGUAAUGGCUUUUUAAUUAAGAACACUCACACAUCACCAGCUUGGCUGUGGCUAAUUUUUAUGCUGGCUUAUGUUUAUCUGACCCUGGUCAUGAACAGAACUCUUCCAUCAGGAAAAUGUUGCAUAAUUAUCCAACUCAUUGACAUAAUAUCACAUAACUUUAAAUGAUAAAAAGAAAAUUCCUUGCUGGAUGUGUUCCAGACAGUCACAGUGUUAUUUCCUCCAUUUGUAAUGGUUUUUUGAGAACACUCACACAUCAUGAUCACUAGAUAUGGCCAUAGAUGAUCUUUUAAGCUCUCAAAGAUAUGAGCUAAGAGCUUUGAAGAUAUUCAAAUUUCCUCCAAUCCACUUUACAAUGAACUUAUUACACAGGGCAGUUGAAGGAUGUCUCUCCUGUCACUUUUUCACAACUCUUUUGUGCCUUUACAGUCAACCCCCAGCAACUCAGACACAGUCAAACAAGGUACCAUGACAAAAAAGAUACGAGCCAAGAGGAAGCUGAACUUUUCAGCCUCAGAUUACAGAAGCAAGAAAAAGUUUCGCCUGAAGAGUGAUCUCAUGAUACCUGUCACUCCUCUUCAACUAAAAAAAGGUCACACACCAACUUCCAGUGAUAAGGAGACAGCCAAUCAUGAAGAGGUAAAUAACUGAUGUGAAUCAAUGUCCAUAUCUGAGUAACUGCACACCUACCCCUCCCCUAGCUCAAAAUUAACCCUAACUUGUUAUCAGUUGACUGCUGUUUAUUAAGGGGAGGGGUAAGUGCACAGCUGCUCAGAUACUGACAUUGAUCCAAAAUGAUCUUCAAAUAGUCUUGUAGGUUUGCAUAAUGAAGUUAAUGCUUUGUUGAAUGUUAAAAGAACCAGGAAUGGACACUGAGACAAAUUUAGUAGGAAAAUUAUCAGACCAAACUUUUGAGCUAUCUGUGGUCCUUUUUAAUCUCUUCACUCUUAAGGUCUUAUUUAUUUAAUAAUUCUCCUUACUAUCUGUGAUACAAUUCUUAUCAUGUAUGUUUGGAGAGUUUGGUAUUGGAUCAACUGAUAAUCUCCCAAUUGAUAUUUUUCUUUAUGGUCAUCACUUAUCUGCUUGUUAUUGAAUUUAUAAUGUAAGGAGAAAUUCUGUUUUGGUCACUCAUUAGAGUUAAUGUGUUAAAAUAAUUAUAGCUCUUAUAUUUCUUUUGUUGAGAGUGACUGCUUGUAGGAAAAAAGCAAUUGUUUCCUGACUAUUUGCCUGAUAUUUCUCCAUACAAGUUUUAUUUAAGGUCUGAGAUUUACUAGGUUACAAAGUAUUUGAUAUCUCGCAGGUAGAACCAGUCAAAUAUCUCAUUGGGCAGUUGAUCUGGGGCAGAUUGAAAGGAUUUGACUGGUGGCCUGGGCGAGUUAUUUCCAAUAUUGAAGCACAAAAGUCCCCAGCUGUAGAAGGUUCUUAUUGGAUCAAGUGGUUUGGAGAUAACAAAAUAUCAAUGGUUUGUUAUAGUUUAUUUAGUGUCAGCUCCAAAGCUUAUACCAAAGUGAUGACAUCAGCCAAUAAGAGUGAUGGGUUAACAUUGCAAGGAAGCUCAAACUGCUAAGUAGUUGUUGAUCUGUUGGUUUAAAGUAGGAAGGGCUGUGUAUGUUUCCAAUCCCAGUUAAAGAGUGUUAACAGACAUGCAGCAAAACCAAAUACACACAUUUUUUCAUUACCAACAUUUAUUUACUGGUUGAGCCCCAUCUUGUUUAGUUUGUUUGGAGACAGAUCUUACACCCUGCUUUAUGUUCUCUUGGUAUUAUAAUAAGAGAUUUGGGAUAUUAAGGUUAGGGAAAAUGGUGCCAAGAAUGCACUAUUAGUCAGUGAACUUGCAAAGAGCCUAAACAAAUUGACUGAUCAUGUGGGUUCUAGCUCUAUAUUAAUUUUGCACAUUCAGUUGGAAAGAGAAAUACUUAAGUUGGUUUCUUUAUCAUCUCAUUGUAAAGUCUUAAAAUGCAAGUAACCAAAGAUGUAUAUUUAUUGCAAUAACAGGCCAGACUUUUUUAUUUAUUUUGUAGCUUCCUGUUGUAUGUUUACGGCCACUUUACGAGUUCAAAGAGAGUUUUCACCUAUCAAGGAUGAGAGGUCUUUAUAAGACAGCCAUCAUUACCAGCUUAGAGGUACCUGCUAUUAUUUAUUAUUGAUGCUUUUCAUUUUCAUAGGUAUGGCUUUAUCUGUCCAUAUAUCAGUCAGUCAGUCUGUUUAUAUGUCAGUUAAGGAUUAAGUCAGUGGACUGUUGGUUCAUAUAUCAGUCAGUAAGUCGGUGGACUGUUGGUUCAUAUGUCAGUCAGUCAGUCAGUCAGUCAGUCUGUGUGCUGAUAUAUCAGUCAGUAAGUCAGUGAUCAGGACUGUCUGUCUGUAUUUCAGUUAGUGAGUCACUGGACUGACUAUCCAGAUAUCAGUGAGUCACUGGACCAACUGUCCAGAUGUUAGUCAGUCAGUGGACUGCUUGUCUAUAUGUUGGUCUGUCUGAUACCAGUCAGUCAGACUGUCUACCUGUAUUUUAGGGGUAGUUUGUUCUUAUAUCAGUCAGUCAAUAAGUGAGAAGGGUGUCAGUCCAAAUGUUAGUCAGUCAGGCUGUCUGUUGAUAUGUCUAUCUGUCUGUCUGUCUGUCUGUCUAUCUGUAUUUGUUUUUUUUUAUGAGUCAGUUAGUCUGUCAGUCAUUAAUUUAGUUGUUCAAUUAUUUUUCCCAAGAACUCACCCCCCCAAAAAAACUGUAUAGUCAUUGUAUGAAAUCUCUUUGCAGAACAGGACCUUUUGAAAAAACCUUUUUUGGUUUUUGGGAAAAUCCUUGGUAUAGAAUAAAUAUAAAUAAAUGAAGCUCUUAGCAAUCUUUACUUAACUUGCCCAUGGUAAUGAUUCACUUUAGCCCCUGGGGCACUUAUUUACUUUUGGUUCCUCAAGAGAGGGAGCUUAUUUAAGACAGGAUGCUUAUUAGGGAUGGGGAACUUAUUUCUUUUUUUAGAAAGAGCAGACUAUGCAAAACAAAACUUUGAUGUUUAUUAUUUUGAAAAAAUCCAGAAGACUGGAAAACAGAUUUGUUGUCCCUUGAUCCUUCUUGGCUAGGGUUGACCAGCCAAGCAAUCACCACACAAUUUGAAACAAGAUUAUUUGUUUGAAGGAAAUGAGCUCUCACAUGAACAUAGUAUAGUUGAGAGACUAAGAUGAAGAUUAAAACAAACAUGAAAUUUGAGGGAGGCCCUUGAUAGAAAGGGGGCCUUAUUGGAACAAGGGUGCUGAAUCAAAUCAUUAUGGUAUGUAACAUUUUUUUUUCACUAGGUAGCAGCAAAAAGAUGUGGUAAAGUGUUCUCUAAUAGCAGCAAACAAGAAAAGUCAAAGAAAGGGAAGAGAGGAGGCAGCUCUAGACCAGGAAAGAAGGCUGAACCAAACGCUGAGAUGGAGAGAGAGGAUGAACAACUUAGUGAAAAAAAGAAAAUUGAAAUAAUGGUGCAGUGGGCAUUAAAUGGGUUUGAGCCAAGUGGCCCUGAAGGGUUUGCACCAAGUGAAGGUAAAUCAGAACUACUCAUGACUGUGUUUACAUGGUCAGACAUUACCUCCUCUGAUGUCUACUGUCAUGUUUCUAAUCACAGUUAUUAACAAUGGAAAGUAUUGAGUAGUCUUGUUUUGUGGAAGUAAGGUUGCUAAAUCAUUUAGGCACACUGAAGAAGAUGGAUUUGAAAUCUGGAUGCCAUAGGCAACAAAUCAUUCAUUGUUCCUCUUAACAGUCUAAACACAUUCAUCAUGUCCUGUAUUUAACCAUAGUGAGUUUGCAUCCUACUCGUUAUGUCUAAGACAUGUUUUUUAACUUUGCUGUAUCAAUCUCAUUCUUUUAGAGCAUUGACCAUUCUUUGAGAUCAUGAAAUCAGUAGUUAGCCUUUUACACUUCAAACCUUUUUAAGUGCAUUCUAUGGAGCACUGAUUCUCAGUCAAUGGCAUGUAACCUUUCAACUAAAAAGUUCUGUUGUAUGCACAAAUUCUAUGACAGAAAAUUAACCUUUAGUAUAUUCUUAAACCAGGUGAUUUCUUAAAGUUUGGAUUUGUAUAAAUACUUGAGAUGAAGAGGGAAUAAUUGCUUGAUUUUCCUCUAGAGCAAAUUGUUUCCUAGUCAUAAUUCAGUUAACAGUGUUGCUGGGUAUUUUGCAUGCUUCUGUUGUACUAGUUAGAUUAGUUAAUAGUAGGUAAAUGAUGUUACAAUUAGAGAAAUCAAGGAUUAAAAUGGUGUGACAAUUCAUGUUUGAAAAUUUAUUGAACAGAAUUGUAUCUGUCACUGAAAGUAGUAUUUCUCAACCCCUAGAGGAUAUGGUAGACACUCCAGUACCACUAAAUGAAACGGAUCUGACGUCAGAGGAAAUGACUGCUGAUCAAAAGGCACGCUUUGGUAAACCAAUCAAUGAACCAAACCUGGCAGAAAAUAUCAAAGGUAAAAAUUUUCCUUUCCCCAAAUGACUCAGUCAAUCAUGUGAAUAAUAGUCUUUUUCGCAGGUGGUGUUGACCAAGUGGCUUCAUCCAAGUGUAUUGUAAAUACACCAGCAAAAGAAAUUGUGAUUUUUUUGCAGGCUAACUGGCUCUUCACAGACAUGCAAUAAACUUUUAAUUAUCUCUUUUUUUAGAGCUUUACUUUUUCUUAACAUUGAGAGUGUUGCUCAGGUUUAAAUACAGCUUGCACAUGUCAGGAAUAAUUGAAUCGUUUUAAUUUGAGACCAUGAUAUUACAUAAACAACCUUUAUUUUUUCACUGAUUGAAUCUGAUCAACCAUGGUCCUUGUUACAUGCAUUCACCAUGAUAGAAAAAGAUGUAAGUGCUAGAAAGCAACAUCAUGAAAAUUGUAUUUUAUGAAUUCUGGAUUAUUAAAAUGUAUGUAUAAAUUUUUUUAGCUCUGUUUGAUGCAGUAGCAGAUGGAAAAAAGAAAAUUUCAGGUUAGAGUGUUGCCUAAUUUGAAACUAAUUUUCUUUGCUAAGGUUUGUUCAGUAGUAAAAGAUGUUGACAACAAUUGGGAAAAACAAAUUGUCAACAGUGGGUCAGCAAGUCAAGGAUUUAUUCAGUGAUGAUGGUGGUGGAUAAUCUAUCAGAUGUCAGUCACAGUGAGCUAGUCAGGCAGUCAAUUCGAAGUAAUUUGUCAACCAGCUGGUCAGUUUGGUAAUCAGCCCACAACUUGUUGUUGGUUAGUCAGUCAGUCAACAGCCCAUAACAUGUCUUCUGUUUGUUAGGCAGUCAGUCAGUAAGUUAAUCAGUUAGUUAUCAGACCAUCAGACAAUCAGUCAGUCAAUUAGUCAGUCAUUCUUUUGGUCAGUCAGUAAGUCAGUCUGCAGUCAGCCUAUCAUGGCUUCUGUUAGUCAGUCAGUCAGUCAGUUGGUCAGUUAGUUAGUUAGUGGUGGUAAGUUUCUAAAGAAACCAUGGUGCUGUGUCGGUGGGAGAGUAUAACAGGAUAAUUUAGGGUUAUCAACUGAGUUGAUAACAUAAAUUGGCCACCUUAAAGAGUUUAAAGGCUGAUGUUUUGAGUGCUGUUAGCCCUUUGUCAAGGCAAUUGCUCUGAUGAAGGGCUAAUGCUUGAAACAUCAGCCUUUAAACUCUUUAAUGUGGCCAAUUUAUGUUAUCAACUCAGUUGAUAACACUGAAUUACCCAGUCAGUUAGUUAGUCAGUCAGUCAAUCAUUCAGUCAGUCAGUUAGUCAGUCAGUCAGUCAUUCAGUCAGUCAGUUAGUCAGUCAGUCAAUCAGUCAUACAGUCAGUCAGUCAGUUGGUUCACAGCUCUGCAGUCAAUCAGUCAUUGUCAAUCAGUCAGUCAUCAUACUCUCAGUCAGUCAAUCAUUCAGUAAUAAGUCAUUCAGUAAGUUUGGUAGUGAUCCAUUUUAAGCUAGACAGUUUUCAUCACCUUUUUUUAAGUUACGAAAUGGUAUUUUCUUUGUGUUGCUGUUGUCUAGGUAUCUGUCUUGCAUGUGGUGAUGAUAGAGUUUUCACUGAACAUCCAUUGUUUGAGGGAGGUCUGUGUAAAGAAUGUAAGGUACCACAAACUUUUUAAAUGAUAAAUAUAACCUACUUUAAUAUUUAAAUGUGUAAUUUCAUGUAUAUCAUGUGUUGAGGACUUGUGGUGAUUUUAAAAUGAAUCCUAAUUAUGUCUUUUAGACUUCUUUCUUGGAAAAUGUUUAUCUAUAUGAUGAAGAUGGUUCUCAGGUAAGUAAAGUGUGUACUGAUGGCUUAAUUUAUUCUUUAUUUUAUGAUUACAUAGUUGUCACCCUUUUAAACUCUAAAAAUAACUUUAAAGGUUGGAUGCAUUUAAUUGGAAAAUAUCAGACUUUUCUGCUGACCUGCUUAAUUAUUCUCAGAUGUAGUUCAUGACAUUUUCUGUGGUUAAAAGUUAUUGUCAUAUCUUGUGAAACAUGUCAGUAUAGUUGAUUACAGGCUACAAAGCAGUUUUUUGAGUGUUAACCAUCUUGUGGAGCUACAGAGGGCAAGAUGAAGGGUUAACAGUCAAAAAAUUACUUUUCCAGAAUUUUUUUUUUACUGUCAGUUGAACUACCUUUUUCAACUGCUUGUCAAUAAUUCCCUUUCCCAACAAUGUACAUAGCACAUUACCUUUAAAAGAACUGAAUUAUUGGUUAACAUUACUUUGCUCAUUAACCUUGCACUUUGAUGUCAGAUGUAUUGCACAAUCUGUGGAGAUGGCAAGGAAGUUUUCAUGUGUGAUAACACUGGCUGCUUUAGGUAAAAGUUUGUACAAAUCGUGGGCAGUAUUCUUGAGACAUUUCUUGAAUAAUGAGAACAAGUUACAUUGUAACAGGGAGGAAGGGAAUCACUUAGCCCCCACAGGCUCCUCAUCAUGUAUUGCCCCUUGCCUGUGUGUGGAUGAAAGACACAGUUAAUGUGGGUUGAAGGGAUGAUUUACACUAGCAAGGACUAAAUCAAAAUACAUCUUAAGUUGAAUUGAAUACAGGUGUAACUUGAAGACUCUUUUUCAGGACUCAUAACUUUCCAGCCUCAUUAAACCGAUAUAUUAAUUAGUAAAUUAUAAUAAUUUAGUAUUAGCAACUGAGUUGAUAACGUAAAUAGGCCAUCGUAAAGAGUUUCAAAGCUGACGUCUCGAGCGGUAGCCACUCGCUCUGGUUAGGGGCUAAUGCUCGAAACGUCAGCUCAAAACUCUUUACGGUGGCCAAUUUACGUUAUCGACUCAGUUGAUAAAACUAAAUUACCCUGUUGUACUCAGUCUCCCACGGACGCAGCACCACAGUUUCCCUAGAAACUUGCCCCCGUUUGUAUUUGUAAAAUUAGUUUUUUCACAAACUAGACUUCGGUCACUUGACUAACAAACAACUCACUACCGUCCUGAAGAGCUACCCUCACUUGUAUGAUUAGAUCACUUGAUUAUAAAUUUACUCAAUUGACUUUUUCAGGUCAUACUGUAGUCUCUGUAUAGGGAUGUUAUGUGGUAGAAGUGCAGUCAAAGAGGUGAGUGAAUUUAAGCACUGUAAUUUGCGGACGAUUACCCAUGAGAAAUCGGUUCAUUUUAUCAGUAAACAACUACUGUUGCUAUGAGUAAUACUAAGGCGCUGGUUUAUGUGACAAUAUUACAUGACAAUCUACCUUUUGUUCACUUGCUUUUUGCUUUCUAUGCGUCAAAAAAUUACCACAUGCAUUACGACUAAUAUACUCUCUUUUAUGUAUAAGCACUUUUCGUAUAGCUUGUAAGCAAGCCCUGAGUAUAAGUACUGCGGCGAUAACAAAUAGUAGAAAUAAAUUGUCCAGAAAUGGUUCAAAAAAUGUCUGAAGAAAUGGUCCAAAAAAUGGUCCAAAAAUGGUCCAAGGUUCCAUUGGUCCAGUUCAAUUUCAUCCAUUACUAUGUAAUAUGUAAUCGAGCAGCAUGCUCGAGGGACUAAAAUAGACGAUUCCAUGAUCCGAAACUGGCGAAAAAAAAAAGAUGCUGUUGCAAAACAACCAAAAGGUCAGCGUACGGGAAUCGUAAAAUUUCCCGCAUUGGAAACGACUUUAACAGAGUGGAUUGUCAACCAGAGAGAAUGUAGCCGUGCUGUUACUAUCGUCAUGAUUUGACCUAAGGCGAGAGAGUUAGCAAAACAGAUGAAUGUUGCUGAUUUUGUCGGUGGUCAGAGCUGGUAUAUCAGAUUUGACAGUCAGAGCGUGAGGAAGACCCUGCGAUACUAUUAUUAAUUAAAACUAUAACAAAAUUCUCGAACGUGAUUGGUCGUCACAAGCCCGAUUUGAGCAGUGUGCGUCAUGUGCGCGCGUUUUUGUCACACAUUUCGCCGAGUUCACUGUUGCUGUUUUUUUGUGAAAACGUAUGGCCGAUGUCUAGUUUCUUUUUCAAAUUUUGACACAGUGUUGAUGAAUUGGUAACAGAACUUCGUUUCGUCCAAUUCUGUCUGUAAUCACGCUCGUGAUUAACAAAUCGGUCUCCCCCUCAGCAGUCGUCCGAUUUUUUUUAAUCACUCGUAGGAUAGCAGACCGAAUUGGACUCCGCUCAGUCCUAUAACCAUUAUAAAUAUGGACAUCUGUUGAGUUGAAUGUUUUCUUUAUAUUCCCUGACAAUGCCGUAGAACGGCGAAAGCUUAGAAUAAAAAAGAAAUACUGUAGUUCAAGUCCUCAGUUGACUCGUCCAUCAAAUCAUCAACACGUUACUGAAGGACAACGUGAAACGAUUACAAGAAAUAUGGUUUGUUACUCUGUCGAGAAAAAAAAACCGUCAGUUGCAGAAACACCCAACUACACGCAGUUACGAAAAUUAGUUUAUGGUGUUGUGGUUUGCUUGCAUGUCUUGAUCAUUCCAGACAUUUAAGAUGUUCAGAGUUUUGUGAGUUAAUUCUAAUCACAGUCCAAUCUCACUUAGAUUUUAAAAACUGUGUUCUUUCUUCUUGUGUAGAUUGCCGCAGCUGACAAUUGGGUGUGUUACAUGUGUUCAGGAGAGUGUCAAGGACUUAUCAGGCCCCGACACAACUGGUCUGGUAAACUGCAAGAGUUCUUUAUGAACGACAAAGAGCAAGAUUUUGUAAGAAACCUUUCGUAGGUCUACUAAAAGAUUUACUUAGAGAAGUUCACUGGAGUGGUUUUAAGUAUUUUAUGAUUAAGAACGAGUCGUUAUUUAUUGCCCGGAGUUCGGGGGGGGGGAUUGCGUGGUUUUUAUUAGGACUCGAGAGGGGAUCAGUCGUGGCCAUCAGUGCUUAAAGGGGAGACUACAAAAAAGUGACUGCGAAUGAACUUCUAAUGAGAGGGGGAUCUUAAAAAUGUUACAGAACCUCAUCGGGGGGGCGGGUCAGGGAAAUCUUAUCGUGACACAAGCAAAACCCUCCACCCCACCCUCCUGAGCGAUCAAUAGUGAUUGUUACCUUGAUGAAAGAAACGUGUAUUAUACUUGACCAAAAACCGCGUAGGGAGGCGCAAAGGCUGAUUGGAUCUUGCAAAUGGUGUUAAGAAAUUCGGAACUGAAAAAAUCGAGACCUCGAUCUAAGUAGUUUUUAUUUUAGCACCUGGUCGCAACGAGUUAUGAGGCAUUGCUUUUUCUGAAAAGUCAGUCAGGAGGAUGGAAAGAAUCACCUUUUCUUUGUUCACCCAUGUUUAUGCGUCGAUCGAUUUCAAGCUUCAACGUUUCGCGUAGUCAACGCGGGUCAAUGGGUAGAAAUCACGGAGGCUGAUUUUGCCUUUAACGAAAAAACUGACCAUCAAAUCUGGCAUUUGGCAAGGGCAUUUGAACACAAUUUAAGGCCAGGGAUUGGGGAGGAUUUGAACGAAUCAUUCUUAAAAAAGUUUAAAUACCUGGGGGGGAUGUUGAAACUUUGAAUUGAUCAGCGCAUUAAUGACUGCUGUGUGAGUUAGGUUUAACUAUUGACACCAUUAUUUGUGAAUAAUAUUCUUCCUCUUUUUGCAGAAACAGCCAUAUAUUUUCCCAGCAGUUCCCCCGGAAGAGCGCAGACCAAUUCGAGUCUUGUCGCUGUUUGAUGGAAUAGCUUCUGGUUAGUAUUCCACGUAACUAAAUAUGAACAAUGGAUUGCAUCAUUUUUUGCCCGCUAUGCCCUGUGAUUGGCUGGAAAUCUCACUUCCAGCUCCCUUCUUAACCUGUCAGAUAUAACAUUCCCAUUGCGACAUGCUGACUUGCACCCGCGACAUGGUGAUGACUUGGAUCAUGAGCGAUUCUCUCAAAAAUUUCUCUUAUGUGUUGGAAGUUUAUCCUGUCUAAUUUAAACCGGUUUUUUCUUUUACUCAUGUACAAUGUGUGUUCAAUACGGCGAAUACUUAUAGUUUUACAAAGCGUUUUGUCUUUUUCCGCCCAUUGUCCCUCUUACAAAGACGACAAACUGAAGAAUCACGGUCUUUCUGAUUUUUCAAAUGAGAGUCUGACACACCUUCAACAAACCACUUGUCCUUAACCUUUAAACUCACGAGAUAUGAAUUAUAACUUUCCCUUUUCAGCUUUUAUACAAUUCCUUGUAUUUUAGUUAAGAGAAUUUGAUAUCAUAUCAAGAUAGCAACCUUGAGCUGAUAAGUUUCUCUCUUCUCAUUGUCAUCGUAUGGAGAAGUUGCGUAUUAAUCACGUCAGAAGAUCAGAGUGUUGAGAGCAUCAAUGUAUUGAUUUUAUUCGCUCUUACAGGUUUCCAAGCCUUGAAAGAACUUGGUGUUGAAAUCGAAGUGUACUACGCAUCUGAAAUCGAUGAACAAGCCAUACAGGUUGGUAAAAACGAACUCUACAUAACCAGCUAUUUUGCUUAAUGUUUGCUUACGUUUUCACGGCAGAGAAGGGGUACAUAAAGAGAAAACCUCACAAACAACGCGGUAGAAAUUUCUGUAACAGUCGAUGAUCAGUGUGCUAAAAUGCUCUUACGAGUCUUCUUCUCUGAAAUUACCUUUCUAUUUGGUUCUGUUUUAUUAAUGUUCAGCCCUGAAUCCAGAUUCGAAAUUUUUGCGAUACUGACACGAAGUGGUUCAAAAUAUUUCAUAUAAUCAGCAUAACUGUAAACAGGGGAAAGAAAAAUAAAUUUUUUUAAGUAUCAAGUUUAGUCACUUGUAUUUUCGUGCUUUCUAGGUGGCCAAGGUGCAGCAUGGAGAUAAGAUCCAACAUGUUGGUGACAUCACGCAAAUCUCCAGAGAUGAGGUGUGCGCAUUUUCUUGUAGUUGCUAUUGGACUUUGCGUCUUUCUAUUUUUUUGUCCAUUUUUCUUUUGUGUGUUCUUUGUUUCACGGUUCUUUGGUUUUGUUUUUGUUUCCUACCUGACUGAUUCCGUCAGACUCUGCUAGAUGUUGCUCAUUUGAUUUCCAUGUGUAAUGUUUUAAGAUUGAAGAACUUGGACCAUUUGACUUUGUGUUUGGAGGAAGUCCAUGUAAUGAUCUUUCCAUCGCAAACCCAGUGAGACGAGGAAUUUGUGGUAGGUUGAGGGAGUUACUGGUUCUUUUGUAAGGUUUACUGCAGCAUAUUAUCCUUGUGUCAUUCGUAAAAUUUCUUUCUACUUAAAGGCUAGCUUGACAAAUCGCAAAUAACGUUUCCGAUACGCGUUUAUUGGAAAUUUCAGAUACCAGUGAAUUGCAGGUCUUACAAAGCAAUUAUUACUUCUUAGGGUAUUUAACCGUUUGACCUGUAAGAGUGACUGGCAUCUAUUUUUCCUAAAAUGUCACCCCUGAAUCACAUGUUACGGUCACAAGAAUAAGAUAAAUUAUCAGUUACUACUGAAGCUCCUGAUUGUUGAACAAAUUCUACGUUUCAACACCUUAGGAAAUUUAUAGAGAACAAUAUGGAGAAUAUGCAUACUAAUGUUUGGGUGUUUUAAUGUUUAGGGUUUUUUGUUCGUUUAUUUUCCCGUGUUGAAAUAAUAUCACCAUCCUGCUUGCAAGUUAAGUGUAUUCUAUUUCCUCUUUUUCUCAUCUAGAGGGAACUGGCCGUCUGUUCUUCGACUUUUUUCGGCUCCUUCAAUUCGUAAGACCUAAGUCAGAUAUGGAGAGACCUUUCUUUUGGCUUUUUGAAAAUGUCGUUGGCAUGAGAGCAGAUGACAAGAAGAUUAUUUCAAGAUUUCUAGAGGUGGGAACUGUUUAAAUUGUUUAACUGUACACACAUAAUAUUUUGUCCCUCAAAUCAUAGGUUUCAAAUUUUCUGUUUUCGUCUCUGUAAAAAGGCCAGGUUUGUGACAUACUACUAUUUAACAUGUUGAUUCCCUAUAGUGAUCUGAGUUUAAUUGUGGAAGCUUUUCUAAGCCGAGUUAUCCUUUUUCUAAGGUGGGAUUAUUACUUCAGAAUCAAAUGUUAUAUUUAAGGAGUUAAUCUUGGAUUCACCCUUGGUCAAUCGUGUUUCGAGUCGGUCGGUCCUACAGUACAAUGUGCAGUAACCAAUCAGUGCUGGUGAGCUACUCAGACUAUCUUAGUUUGACUGGAGUUCAGAUUAAAUGCAGUUGUCAAACAGAAUUUUGUUUCUUUAUGGCAGUGUAAUCCAGUGGUAGUGGACGCCAAAGAGAUCUCUCCUGCUCACAGAGCUCGUUAUUUCUGGGGAAAUCUGCCCGGAAUGAACAGGUGAUUCAUUUGUACUGUAGCUCUUACGUACUGUACUUUUUCAUGUCUUCAGUAUUAAUAUAGUGUUCUAUAUAACAAUUGAAGCGAAAGAAAACUUGAGCUGAGUGUAACGGAACUGUUUGAAAUUUGUCGCAAGUUUGUAUUGGCCAUAAAAUGAAUGAACAGGUGAUUCAUUUGUACUGUAGCUCUUACGUACUGUACUUUCUCAUGUCUUCAGUAUUAAUAUAGUGUUCUAUAUAGCAAUUGAAGCGAAAGAAAACUUGAGCUGAGUGUAACGGAACUGUUUGAAAUUUGUCGCAAGUUUGUAUUGGACAUAAAACAUUUGUUUCGACAUUAUUAGCUUUUUUUCCAACACAUGUUCAUGCCGUAAAGCCGUAAAUGAUUCUGAGGAUGGAACACGAAGCUAAUUCCACUUCUGGGAAAGACAACCAUCCUCAGAUAAACAGUGAUUAUGGAGAGAACUUGCUCAGUGCGAGGGCUCGUAGAUUCGUCCAGUGUAUCAGUGAACCACUGUUAUGAAAAACUUAUUCAUUUAUGUUCAAGUCAGUAAGAUAGCUAGUGAAUAGGCAUGAAGCUGAGGUCCUAUGUUUAGUGCACACGUUUGUGACUUUGAUUUCACAGGCCUACAGUGCCUUUACCCGGUGAUAAGCUUUGCUUGCAGGAUUGUCUAGAACCAAACUGUGGAAGGCAGGCCAAGGUAAGGCAACAACUACCAAAAAAUAGUUGUAAAUUAUGCGUGUUUCAACAACAACAACAACAAAUCUUUUUUGUUCAGCAAAAUGGUAUCAAAAUGGAACAAAAAAAUUGUUUUAUAAUGAACAAGUAAUCAUUAUUCGAGCUUCGAGGCUAGAGGAACUGUGAGAUUUUCGAGCUAGUCCCUGUCCAAUUAAAGUCAGUUUUUAUUUAAAGAAAAUUAAAAAAAUUAAGAGAGAGCAGUAAGAGAGAAAGAAACCAAAGUCAAUAGAUAAUGUAGUAUUACUUAGUACGACAGAUAGUAUAAUUUCUACUCAAUAUACUUCUUGGUGAGCGAUCCAGCUGCUUAAAAGCAGUUUUUUUAAUCUUGUAAUUUUUUAGUUCACUAAAGUACAAACUCUGACCACCAAUGCCAACUCUAUGCUUCAAACCAAGAAAGGUCUGUUUCCAGUUCAGUAUACAGGAGCAGACGGACAGCGGAAGGAAGAUGUGCUUUGGAUCACGGAGAUGGAGAGGUAAUCAUUACGGCCACUAGACAGAAAUGAAACAUUUUUUGUUCCUUUUACCCUGCGAGAUAGAGUGCUCAACCAAAGAGUGAUUUCCUUCAAACGGCGAUUUUUCACUCGUUGGCACACAGCAUGCAGUGCACUUUGAUUGAGUGUUGUUAAGAGAAUAUGGUGAAUCGAGUUGUCUUGAUGUCCUAAAUCUAAAAGUAAAGCUAUAUUUUUGGCCAUUCAGAACAAAGGUAAAUAUUACAAUCAUCCAAUAAUCACUCAAACUAAGAAAAACAAACCGCCCCAAGUACGGGACAACGCGAAAGCGCGAGUCAAAAUUGAAAUCAGUUUUUUCGAUUGCCUUUCUCAAUGGUUAUGACUGGUUGACCUUGAGAAAUACGGCGGAUAUAUAUAUAUAUAUAGCACAAGUGGUAAUAACUUCCUCUAUAAACCAAAAUAUCUCGAUUGGCCUCAUGAUUUAUUUUGUCUGGUCCAAAAGUGCACGCGAACAGGAGUUUAGGCUCAGUUGCUACACAAGGUAUAAUCAUAUUCAAAUCAGUUCAUUUCUAUGUACCUUGUACCCAAUUAGAGGCUAGUCUUGCUUUGAAGAAACGACGGAUUAGGAAACUUGGAUAGGCGAGAAAUUUUCUAUGUCAACCACACCUUCUAUCGUUUGAUUUCUUAGUCAACUGUGCUUGUGAUAAUCUUUGAUUCACCGGGGAAACUUUCGCAACCGUGGUCUAGUUAGCUUUUCUUGUUGAAAAUUGAAAAAGAAAACUCGUUUUACUGGAAAUGAGUGAGUGGAAAUCCAUCGAUUCCCGGUUGGCGCCUCACUCGCGACUAAUUUUGAGCGACCACGACUCUAAGAAGAUGUAAAAGAAACAAUUGGAGGUCGUUGCCAUGGCAAAUAUAGCAGUUUGUUGUUAUUCCACGUGUGCUUUAGUGUCGAAAGUUUUCCAGCCUUCAUCAGACUAUCCUUACCCAGGAAACUACUUUACACUAUUUACUAUUCCCCUCGGCUAAACCCAAUUGGUUUCUCGUUACCUAAGCUACACCCGAGCCAAUUGACCCAUUCGGCGCGAAUUCCUUCCAGCGUUCAUAAUAUGACAUGCGUAUUUGUACACCUAAUGGAUGGGAUCACAUACUCAUGGAUGAGAAAGCCACCCUGUGGGUAAAGCGCACAAUGCUCACAACUGGAAAUUUCUGGACUCAGAGUCUAACACGCUGACCAGGAUGACAUUGCGUCCUCCGCUACUAAUUGCGCUUUAAAAAUAGUACUUCUUUGCUUUCCAUCUUGGCUUUAGGUUGUUUGGUUUACCAUCGCAUUACACCGACGUCAGUAACAUGGGGCGCUCACAGAGACAGCGGCUGUUAGGGAAGUCUUGGAGUGUUCCUGUAAUACGGCAUCUUCUGUCUCCUUUAAAGGAAUACUUUAAAUGUGAAGCAUGAAAUGCUUAUAUGACGUGACCGAUGCAUACGCAGCUAGUUGUGUCCGAAAGUGAAAACGGCCAGUUUUUUUUUGUAUGUGGUAUAUUUGUCCCUCGUUUACUGGACUAUUUUAAUAUUCUUCUAUUUUAAUAUUCUUGUAAUUCAAGGUUAGUUCUUUCGUAUGCAAAAACACCCGUUCCAGUUUUUUUUUCAGUCUGCAAGGAAAGAAACGAAACCAAAACACAGAUAUGAACGUCUUUUUUAAUUUGAUGCUUUAGGUAACUCUUGUAAAUUUGCUGAAUACUAAGUGAAAUCCUCCAUGUUGCCCUAGGUGGUCACAGCGUAAGGUGCUCAGGACCACCAGUGUAGUAGGGCGAUCUCUGUUUGGUUACCAGUUAGACUACGAUCGUCACGUUACGUUCUGGUCCAAUUGAUCGUGCGUCUUUUAAUAAAGUUUGUGUUGGGGGUGGGGGGUGGUGUUGCAGGUGUACUAUAUUCUCCUGGGUGAUAGGCUUAACAAACUUGUUCUUUGUUCUAAUAUUCUAAGAGGAAACAAAUAAAAACAUCCAUCAUAUCUAGCGUUCGUUUCCUUAGAGUUAGUCUUGUUCUGGGAUCGAAGUUGGAUCUGGCCCACAUUUCUUUUUCGCACAUGAUCUAUGUCUGUAUCAGAACUCAAUUGCAACGACUGGAAACCAGUGCCUUUUGGCGCAGCAAAAUUUGAAGUAGAUGUUCACUUAAGGAGGAGGGAAGGGGAGGGUAGAGGCAGGAUUCGAGCCUAACGUUACGCGGGAAACAAGUGAAAAGCAAAAUCUGGAAAAUUUUAGAAUGGAU
Pocillopora meandrina is the source of this 21019-nucleotide messenger RNA. NCBI's taxonomy places the organism in Eukaryota, Metazoa, Cnidaria, Anthozoa, Scleractinia, Pocilloporidae. The record is from the annotation of a GenBank genome assembly.